Messenger RNA from Eleginops maclovinus (Patagonian blennie), 2873 nucleotides. RefSeq names its product X-ray repair complementing defective repair in Chinese hamster cells 5 (gene xrcc5). Gene Ontology annotation, cellular component: Ku70:Ku80 complex; nucleus. Gene Ontology annotation, molecular function: damaged DNA binding; DNA helicase activity; double-stranded DNA binding. Gene Ontology annotation, biological process: double-strand break repair via nonhomologous end joining; telomere maintenance; DNA recombination. The record is from RefSeq and is a predicted model, not a curated record. NCBI's taxonomy places the organism in Eukaryota, Metazoa, Chordata, Actinopteri, Perciformes, Eleginopidae. The transcript is spliced from 21 exons. Bases 252 to 2417 code for a protein of 721 amino acids.
GGCAAAAGAAUAGCACGACACUGUAUUCACUUGAUACAGAUCCGGUAUUUUUCUUUAAAAAGGUAGACCUAUAUACUGAUUUUAGAUUAGCCUCCAACAAACUCGACCGCUUCGUUAAGAGCUGUAUGAUAACUGAAUGCGUAACAAUUAUUCCUCGAAAUCGGAACAAAGGUUUGGUUCCUGCAGUUCACUGUUUCUCUCCGGAGCCAUAACAGAGUGAAACGCAGUCUCUGGAAGAGGGAAAACAGAAGAUGGCACGUUCCAAAUCAGCUUUGGUCUUGUGCAUGGAUGUUGGGUUCUCCAUGUCCAACUCCGCCCCGGGCGAAGAGCCAACCUUUGAACUUGCGAAAAAAGUAAUUCAGAAGUUUGUCCAGCGCCAGGUUUUUGCAGAGACCAAGGAUGAACUGGCUUUAGUUCUAUUUGGCACUGACUCCACCAAUAACUCACUGGAGCAGGACGACCAGUACAAGAACAUCACCGUCCAUCGGCACCUUAUGGUGCCUGAUUUUGAGCUUCUGGAGGAAAUAGAGAAUCAGAUCCAUCCAGAGAGUCAGCAGGGUGAUUGGCUGGAUGCUCUUGUUGUGUGCAUGAAUCUCCUUAAGACAGAAACACAGGGGAAAAAGUGUGAUCGUCUCAACAUUGUCCUCCUGACUGACCUUAACACGCAGGCCAGCUCAGAGCAGCUCGAUGUCAUUAUUGAAAACCUGAAACAAGCCAACAUCACCCUGCAGUUUUUUUUGCCAUUCCCAGUGGAGGAGGAUGAAGAGGGUGAAGGAGAUUCUGGCGAAGGAGGCCCCAGUCACCCAGGCACAGGAAAAGGUCUGUCCAGGGAACAGGAAAGUGGCCUGGACAUGGUGAAACACAUCAUGCUGAGCCUGGAUGAGGAGGACGGCCUUAAUGAAAUAUACUCCUUCAGGAAAGCAAUCGAGCAGCUGUGCAUGUUCAAGCGUAUCGAGAGGACACCCAUGGCCUGGCCCUGUCAGCUGACCAUCGGCAGCUGCCUGUCUAUCCGUAUUGUUGGAUACAAAGCAGUGACUGAGGAGAAACUGAAGAAAACGUGGACUACAGUCGAUGCUCAAACAAACCAGAAGGAGGACGUGAAGAGAGAAACUGUCUACUGCAUGGAUGAUGACAAUGAGACAGAGGUGCCAAAUGAGGAUACCAUCCAAGGUUUUCGUUAUGGAAGUGAUAUUGUUCCCUUCUCCAAAGUUGAUCAAGAACAUAUGAAAUACAAGCACGACGGAAAAUGCUUUGCUGUUCUCGGAUUCACCAAACAGAAUGCGAUACACCGCAAUCAGUUCAUGGGGACUCAAGUCAUCAAGAUUUUCCCUGCCAAAGAUGAUGAGCAUGCAGGAGUUGCACUGUCCUCUCUCAUCCGAGCACUAGAUGAACUCAACAUGGUGGCCAUUGUACGGUACGCGUAUGACCGACGCGCUAAUCCUCAAGUAGGAGCAGCUUUCCCGUACAUCAAGCUGGACUAUGAGUGCCUGAUGUACGUCCAGCUGCCCUUCAUGGAAGACCUGAGACAGUUUACAUUCCCUUCCCUUGAAAACAACAAAAAGUUUACUCCGUCAGACACCCAGCUAUCUGCUGUUGACUCCCUCAUUGACUCCAUGAUGUUGGUAGAUAAGGAUGAAAAGGAUAUGUACAAGGUCCAUCACAUUCCAAACCCUGCCUUCCAGAGGCACUUCCAGUGUCUGCAUCAUCGGGCAGUAAGUCCCGGCACCCCGCUUCCCCCCAUGGAGCAAUGGCUGAAGGCUGCUCUUGAGCGCCCUGAUGUCAUUACUGAACGCUGCCAGGCUCCACUCGAGGAGAUGAAGAGGAAGUUUCCUCUCACAGAAGUGGAGAAGAAGAAGAAGGUCAAGACUAGUGCUCAGAUCUUUGGCAAAGACUCUGAGGAGCCAGAUGCCAAGAAGGCAAAAGAAGAGGAAGAAGAGGAGGGUUAUAGCCUGGCUGACAUCGCUGAAGGCUCUGUUACUUCGGUGGGAAGCGUAGAUCCCGCCAGAGACUUCCGGACUCUGCUGAAGAAGAAGAGCCUUUCAUUUGAAGAGGUCUGCCAGCAACUGACUCGCAGGAUAGAGCAGUUGCUUAGCAACAAGAACACACACUACUACAUGAAAAGCAUCACCUGCAUCCAGGCUUAUAGAGAGCAGUCUGUUAAGCUGGGGGAUGCCAAUCUGUACAAUGACUACUUGCAGUCCCUGAAAAGAAGCAUCCCAAACAGAGGGCUAGAGGUCUUCUGGGAUCUGCUUGUUCAAGAUGCCAUUACACUGAUCAGCAAGGACGAGGUUGAAGGAAGCACUGUGUCUAAAAAUGAAGCUAAUCAGUUUCUGAUUACUGAGGAGAAGAAGGACGAGGCUGCUGCACCUCCUGCUGAAGAUACUGGAGAUGUUGAUGACUUGCUGGACAUGAUGUAAGAAAAUAGGGAAGGUCUGCAGCGGACAUGCAGGGAACCGAGAAGAAUGCAUCAUUCAUCAAUUCAGCCGUCCAUUUUUCUGCCUCUGACAUUUGUUUUGUCUAAUAUCAAAUUUAUUUUAUAUUGUUUUCUAAUUUCAAUGUUAAUUAUCAGUAAUGUCAGAACAGUGAAUGCUUAAAAUCUCAGAUUUGUUUGCACUAAAAACCCUUUGUGACUUUACAAAAGAGAGCACUGCCUUGUCCAAUAAACUGCAGGUUUAAUAUCUUAAAGCUUAAUGGUUGAUGAUGAAUGCUCCACGUACAGAUUUUUUUAAUAUAUAACAAAAUAUUGCAAAUUAAUACAGUUUUCCUGACAAAUGUAGUAAAACACAAUGGCCAUGUUGUCAUUUGAUAAUUGAACAGUGCAAAGUAGAAUCGAGUAAACCUGUAUCUUAUAUUAAAAUGCUAGAUAAACAGCA